Messenger RNA from Thalassophryne amazonica, 1810 nucleotides. It is a transcript of the gene egln1a, whose product is annotated as egl-9 family hypoxia-inducible factor 1a. The transcript has 5 exons. Gene Ontology annotation, cellular component: cytoplasm; nucleus. The record is from RefSeq and is a predicted model, not a curated record. Gene Ontology annotation, biological process: cellular response to hypoxia; peptidyl-proline hydroxylation to 4-hydroxy-L-proline. Gene Ontology annotation, molecular function: ferrous iron binding; peptidyl-proline 4-dioxygenase activity; L-ascorbic acid binding. Bases 269 to 1321 code for a protein of 350 amino acids. NCBI's taxonomy places the organism in Eukaryota, Metazoa, Chordata, Actinopteri, Batrachoidiformes, Batrachoididae.
UCAGUCAGUCUGCGCACGUACACUUGCUGGAUAGACCGCUUGUCCGCAGAAAUGCUGGCAGAAUACAACGACUCAGAAAAUGUUCGCUUGGAGACACUUGUUGCGAUGUUAUUUCACUCCUAGAAUCCAUGAGGAGAAGGCUGGUGUGAUUAAAUGGUUCCGUUUUGAGGUUUGGUGUCCGGUUUGGCUCGUGCCAAAGUUGUUGGUUAGCAGGGCGCGUGUGAGGGAUCGGAAUUAAAGGCGCAGGACACCCGAGGUGGAUGCAGACAUGAGCGACUUGAUCAGGGACCGCCAGUACUGUGAACUUUGUGGGAAAAUGGAGAACCUCCUCAUAUGCGGGAGGUGCCGGAGCUCCUUCUACUGCAGCAAGGAACACCAGAAACAGGACUGGAAGAAACACAAGCUCAUCUGUAAGGAAGCGGACAAGCCGCACGUCCCCAGACAGAAGCCCGAGCUGGCGCAGGAGACAGCCCAACAAACGAAGGAGCAGGCGGCUUCGAGCGGGGAGAAAACGAAAGGCUGUAUUCCCAAAGCAGAGACAUCUGAAGCCGGUGACAAAGCCCGAGAGCAGGGCUCCAAUAAUUGCACAACACCGAACGGACAGAGCAGUUUAAACCCCCAGAAACUGGCUGUGGAGUAUAUCGUCCCGUGCAUGAACAAACACGGCAUCUGUGUGGUGGACAACUUCCUCGGAGCUGAGACAGGGAUGGGUGUUGUGGAGAAUGUCAAAUCCCUGUAUAAAACGGGCAGAUUCACAGACGGACAGCUGGUCAGUAAAAAAAGCGAUUCCACCAAAGACAUCCGGGGGGACAAAAUCACGUGGGUCGAGGGGAAGGAGCCCGGCUGUGAGAACAUCCGCUUUCUGAUGAGUCGCAUGGACGACCUGAUCAGACACUGCAAUGGCAAACUGGGAAACUAUACAAUAAACGGAAGGACUAAAGCAAUGGUUGCAUGUUAUCCAGGCAAUGGGACAGGGUACGUGCGCCACGUGGAUAACCCCAAUGGUGAUGGGCGAUGUGCCACGUGCAUAUAUUACCUUAAUAAAGAUUGGAAUGCUAAGGAACAUGGCGGCGUUCUUCGAAUUUUCCCAGAGGGAAAGGCCCAGUUUGCAGACAUUGAGCCCAAAUUUGACCGUCUGCUGUUGUUCUGGUCGGACAGACGAAACCCUCAUGAGGUUCAGCCAGCCUACGCCACGAGGUAUGCCAUUACCGUGUGGUAUUUUGACGCGGAGGAGCGAGCCAGAGCGAAAGAGAAGUACUUAACAGGAAAUGGAGAGAAAGGCCUAAAGGUAGACCUGGACAAACCUUUAGAUGCCAGCUGAGGCCCCUCUGCAGACAGCUGUGAGGUGCAGCGCCCCAAGAAAGUAGCCUGUGGAGACCAUGCAUUUGCAUUUUACAUCACUUUGCAAGAGUGGGCAAAUUUUUCUUCAAAAAACACAACAAAACAAAACAAACAAAUACACAGUGAUUUCUUUCCAUUUUCAGCAAUCCUGUGCAGCCCUGUAAGACCUCGGAAGUCACAGUACUUAAAGGGAUUUUAAUUUUUUUUUCUCACACUUUUAUGGUCAAGAAAACUGUUAUUACAGCUGACUUUCAGAAAAUCAUAUCAUGCCAGAAGGAUGCUUCUCAGUAAAUUUAUUUCCCCCAGCCCCACCCUAGUAUUUUCUUCAAGGUACAGUGUUCUGCACAUGCUCCACAUGCUAACACGUUUCUCUGUGAAUCAGCUCUUAUUAGAUACUGUAUGCCAAGUCAUGCUUGUUUGCAGUAAUUUGAAGAAUGAUCUAAAUAAUAAAAAAAAACAUUCUUUUUAA